This is a messenger RNA of Phacochoerus africanus (Common warthog), 1167 nucleotides long. RefSeq names its product ring finger protein 208 (gene RNF208). The transcript has a single exon. The coding region runs from base 201 to 998 and encodes 265 amino acids. Gene Ontology annotation, molecular function: ubiquitin protein ligase activity. Gene Ontology annotation, biological process: protein ubiquitination. The record is from RefSeq and is a predicted model, not a curated record. NCBI's taxonomy places the organism in Eukaryota, Metazoa, Chordata, Mammalia, Artiodactyla, Suidae.
GGACUGGACCCGAGAAGCCGCUGUGGCCGCUGGGGGGGGCCCUCCCACCCAAGCUCUUGCCAGCCUCCCCCAGGAGUCCACAGAGCAGCCAGGGUCCCCACCAGGCCUGGCGGGACCAGGAUGCUGCCCCCUCGCCUCCCCCCCGGCCCCACCCAACUCCCCCACCCACCCGAACGCCCAGCCUGACUGGAGACAGCCGGAUGCCGGCUGACCCCGGGCCCGAGGCGGGCAGUGGCUGGCCAGGCUUCCUCAUGUCCUGCCUGAAGGGCCCCCAUGUCAUCCUCAAGAUGGAGGCCAUGAAGAUCGUGCACCCUGAGAAGUUCCCCGAGCUGCCGGCGGCCGCCCCCUGCUUCCCACCUGCGCCCCGGCCCACCCCCGCUCUGGCGCCCAAGCGAGCCUGGCCCUCAGACACGGAGAUCAUCGCCAACCAGGCAUGUGGGGGGGACAUGCCUGCCUUGGAAGGGGCGCCCCGCACCCCGCCUCUGCCACGCCGGCCCCGCAAGGGCAGCGCGGAGCUGGGCUUCCCCCGAGUGGCGCCGGCAGACGAGGUCAUCGCCAAUCAGUACGUGAUCCGGCCGGGCUCUGCGGCCUCGGGCGGCCCGGCAGCCUCGGCGCCAGCCGCGGGCGAGCCUCUGGAGUGCCCCACCUGCGGGCACACGUACAACGUCACUCAGCGGCGGCCCCGCGUGCUGUCCUGCCUGCACUCUGUCUGCGAGCAGUGCCUGCAGAUUCUCUACGAGUCUUGCCCCAAGUACAAGUUCAUCUCUUGCCCCACCUGCCGCCGUGAGACUGUGCUCUUCACUGACUACGGCCUGGCUGCGCUGGCCGUCAACACGUCCAUCUUGAGCCGCCUGCCUCCCGAGGCGCUGACCGCCCCGUCCGGUGGCCAGUGGGGGGGCGAGCCUGAGGGCAGCUGCUACCAGACCUUCCGGCAGUACUGCGGGGCCGCGUGCACCUGCCACGUGCGGAACCCGCUGUCCGCCUGCUCCAUCAUGUAGCGUCUGCCCAGCCGCCGCCGCCCGCCCGCCCGCCCUCGCUCGCCGCUUCUUCAGGGAUCGGCCCUGCCCUGUUGCCUGCUGACCCCUUGCGCACCACAGCUUCUGGCCCCUACCCGCGUGGCAUUGUCGCUGCAGCCAACUUUGCCAUUAAAACUCUUUGCCAAAGUUU